AUGAUUCAAAGCUCACCGCCCUUUGACUCCGCUUACAACCACACUUUAAAUAUUCGCGCCCUUACGUACGGUGCGGAGAAUGAGACUGGAUUCAAUCGUGCGAGGGAACUUCCACAAUUGGGAGAUCGGAGACCUACGCACUGUAUGGAUGGCACAGCUUCUGCUCCUGGAUCAUCUCCGACAAAGUUUCUUGUGCUUCCAAAGAUCCGUAGUUUUUUCCUCGGCAAACCAACAGUUAUUAGACUCUGGAUACCCCUUGACAAAAGUCCUAACGAUUCAAAAGUCAUGAUCGUCCUCUUGCUACACAAGUUGGGGAACCAACAAACGAAGAUGAGCCUUGAUUGGGGCGAAGGGACCAGAAGGCGCCAGCGCAUUGAUCUACUCGGUGCUUUGCUCAAAAAGUCAGUCGGUAAAGUCGUCCUUGCUGCGGAAGCACGUAGUCUAAAAUGA
Messenger RNA from Fomitiporia mediterranea MF3/22, 450 nucleotides. RefSeq lists its product as uncharacterized. Lineage: Eukaryota; Fungi; Basidiomycota; Agaricomycetes; Hymenochaetales; Hymenochaetaceae. The coding region runs from base 1 to 450 and encodes 149 amino acids. The record is from RefSeq and is a predicted model, not a curated record. The transcript has 3 exons.